Brenthis ino (lesser marbled fritillary) is the source of this 672-nucleotide messenger RNA. Lineage: Eukaryota; Metazoa; Arthropoda; Insecta; Lepidoptera; Nymphalidae. The record is from the annotation of a GenBank genome assembly.
AUGAGCGUAAAGAAGUUCAUAGCUCUCACGUUUAUAUUUGCUUUAGUCGGGGUUGAAGCCCAAUAUUAUGGUAGAAUGCACAAUCUAAAUAACGUACACAAAGAUCCAUACAUUUGUACGUGCGAAGAUCUAUUAUCACUUAUAAGUCUAUCACGAUCUUUGGAGGAAAAGGAGAAAAUUCCCACAGACUCGAGCCAUCAUACUCCGUAUCCAAGUAACUUUGAAGAACUAAUUAUGAAAUUAGUAAAUGCUUUAGUGUAUAUUACAACACAGGCAGCUCAGAACAAAUGUUAUUGCUCUCACUCUUCUUCUCCAGAUUAUCCUCCUAGUCAUGGUAGUCAUGGAAAAACAGGUUCGCCAACAAUGUCGCACAAACCAGUUGACUCUAAAUCAGAUAGCGGAUUAAUUGAUAUCGAUAUUCUUAAUCCAGACAAAAAAGAUAAUGUUUUGGAUGUUGAUGUUGGCAGAACACAACUUUUGGGUAUCGGGUUAGGAGGAAGAGACAGUACCACUCAAGGUGGAGCGUCAAAGGGUGGCUACUACGAUUCAUCGAAUUCUGGAGGAGGUAUCAAUUUGGAUCUCCUAAAUGCAAAUAAAAAAAAUAAUGUAGCUGAUCUGGAUAUAGGGAAGCAAAAUGUUUUGGGUAUAGGUUUAGGAGGAGGAGGUAAAGAU